ACUGUGUGACUCUAUCAGUGUGUGUACUUAAGUUCUUAUCACAUUCCAUCAUGUUUAUUUCCUGUCGGCGUUCAUUUAUUAUUAUUCUUUUUAUUUUUUAGUUUAUUAGCUGCUGAUUAUUUAACUGAGUUUUGUUAUCGGGGCCUGUUUCUAACAUGUCUUUUAUCACCCAGGCUGCUGUAGCGGCCUGUAAAGCGUAAGAACCAAUGGAGACUGAUGAUGAUUGGACGUAGCAUGUAUUGAAACUUCAUAAAAAUAAGUUAAAAUAUCACGUGUUGAGUACUAAUAGCAAGAUAAUUACGUUUUAAGCAUGUAAUUUAAAUGAUAGCGAUCUUAUCUGUCUGUGAACUAUAUUUCUUUAUGUCAGGCGAUGGUUUGUUGUUAGCCAAUAGCUAACUUAACCGUAUCUUUUUAUGCGCUGGGCUGGGACCUUGAAACGCUGACGGACAACCGACAGUCCUACGCUUCAGACCAGAGGACCAGGAUAACACCAUGAACUGUGAGAUUGAUGGAGAAAUGGAGAAUCAAGUCGAGCAAGAGGACAAGAGGAGACUCAUAAACCAAGUGUUGGAGCUACAGCACACACUUGAAGAUCUCUCUGCACGUGUGGAUGCGGUGAAAGAGGAGAACCUUAAGCUCAAAUCGGAGAACCAGGUUCUCGGGCAGUACAUCGAGAACCUCAUGUCUGCCUCCAGCGUGUUUCAGACCACCGACACCAAAAGCAAACGGAAAUAACGUGUGGUCACGUCUACUUUAUCCAUCAUCUCCUCUUUCCAGCAUUCAAACUACUAGCUUAUUCAUAUAAGCUGCUAUUUUGUAUUUAUUUUGUUGUACAAUGUACUGAUGCAUCUCUCAGUAUGGUAUGGGUAAAACUUGAAUGGACUGAGCUGCUGUCUUUCCUUGUCAGCUAACUGUGUUACGAAAUAUAACAGGAUGCCUGAUGCAGUUUGUGGUCAGAUAAGUACAGAGCUGGUGUAAUACCACUCCUGUAUAAUUCAUUUAGCAGGUACAUAAUCAAUCUCAGACCCUCUCAUUGACUUUACAACCUUUUUAAAUACUAGACAGCUGAAGUCAGGUUCUUAAAAAAAUAAUUUAUGCUGAAUUUAAGGUUUUUUUUGGCUUUCAACUGCUAAAAUUUGCAGUGUACAGCCAGAUUGAACACAGAUCUGUUCUCUUGAAUGUGCAUGAUAUCACAUAACUAAAGUGCAUGAUGUAAAAGGCUAAAGAUGGAUACCCUAAAUUAGUCCUCCCUCACUUGGCAUGUGAUUUUUCUAAUUUAACCCAAGGUUACUGCCAAUUAUCUUAAUGCCAGUUGCUCAGCUGGUGCAGAAAGUAUGCAAUUUCUUUAAUUUCCUGACCCACUGGUUAAAACAAAGUACCUCCUCAUAUGUUCCAUUAUUUGACUCACCAAACCAUUUACUUGCUUUCAUAUUUGGAUUUAUCUUAAAAGGUAUGACUAGUGCACAAACCAAACAUCUGUUGAGUAGGAUCAAUUGAUUGAAACUGGCUACCAGUGUAAACUGCAGCAUUGUGUUGGAGAGUUUGCUCUUCCUGGCCGUGUCCUUUUGUUUGAGGGACUUAAAAUGGAUGAAAUGAAAUGAAUGGAUUUGAGCUUUUACUGCUUUCAAAGACCAGUCUGGUUGAGACUGCUGAGUGAUAUUGAUCUGAUUGCUCCAAAGUGUCUGCUUGGGCGGCAUUUAGGAGGACAGAUGCUCUGCUCUUUGCUCAGUUUGCUGAUGUGAAAUUUCACUUACUAUGAAUUAAUGAUAUGACACAGAAGCAUCUGCCACAACACUAUAUACUCAAUCUUAUUUUACUUUUGUAAAAAAUUCAUUUGUGUAAUGUAUGUUUGCAAGGUCCCAAUGUAAAGUACUGCCUGUUCCAAAAGUGUACAUUUCAUUUUGUUACAAUUAUGCCUUUAAUAAAAUACUUUGCCUUUGCACAAA
Molecule: messenger RNA, 1946 nt
Organism: Carassius gibelio (silver crucian carp)
Lineage: Eukaryota; Metazoa; Chordata; Actinopteri; Cypriniformes; Cyprinidae
Product: short coiled-coil protein A
Exons: 4
Coding region: 493-735 (80 amino acids)
Cellular component (GO): trans-Golgi network
Source: RefSeq, a predicted model, not a curated record